AUGCCUCCAAUUCCGGAAAGCCACGGUAACAGCACAUUGACGAAUCCUCGAGUGAUAUGUUACUAUCAAACCUAUUAUCCUAACAAUGGGACCGACUACAUUUCUACCCUCCCGCUUCUGACGAAUGACUGUGGGGUGUCGCACAUUAUUCUUGCCGCAAUUCAUAUCAAUGAUGAACCCGGAAAUAUUACACUCAACGACCAUUCCCCAGACGAUCCCCGGUACGUGCCGUUGUGGGCAGAGAUGCGCGUAAUGCAGGCGAGUGGGACCAAGGUGAUGGGGAUGGUUGGGGGUGCCGCCAAAGGCAGUUAUCAGAGGCUUGAUGGAAGCGUGGCAGAUUUUGAAGCGUUCUACUGCCCGCUCCGUGAUAUGAUACGAACGCGGAAUUUGAAUGGCCUGGACCUCGACGUAGAGGAGGAUAUGUCCCUCGACGGCAUUAUUCGCCUGAUUGAUCGCCUCAAAUCGGAUUUUGGAGAUGAGUUUAUCAUCACCCUAGCUCCCGUGGCCACUGCUAUGGUGCGUGGCCUGAGACAUCUCUCCGGCUUUGAUUACCGAGCAUUGGAGACUGCCAGGGGCUCAAAAAUAUCUUGGUAUAAUGUGCAGUUCUACAAUGGAUGGGGUCAUAUGCUGCAUCCCAGCGUCUACGAUACCAUCAUACAUCAAGGCUGGGAGGCGGAGAGGAUCGUUAUAGGUCUCUUGACCAAUCCCGCUAACGGGUCUCAGGGCUAUGUUCCAAUGGAAACGAUAAGUUCGGUGUUAGCAAACGUGCUGACAAAGUACCCAUCGUUCGGGGGGGUAUCAGGGUGGGAAUACUUCAACGCAAUGCCGGGGGGCAUCUCUCGCCCAUGGGAAUGGGCCGCUUCAAUCUCACUGAUAGUGGGAAUGAAGACAGUCCUUGCGUGUGCGACUUCUGCGCUUUACUCGAAGUUAGCCACGGCAUAG
This is a messenger RNA of Coccidioides posadasii C735 delta SOWgp, 942 nucleotides long. RefSeq lists its product as uncharacterized. Gene Ontology annotation, cellular component: extracellular region. NCBI's taxonomy places the organism in Eukaryota, Fungi, Ascomycota, Eurotiomycetes, Onygenales, Onygenaceae. The record is from RefSeq and is a predicted model, not a curated record. Gene Ontology annotation, biological process: carbohydrate metabolic process. Gene Ontology annotation, molecular function: chitinase activity.